AUGUUUAUCUUUCCAGAGACUAUAGAAGAAUUCAAAGAGGAUGUUGGUUUGCCAGGUAGUUCCAAGGAGAUUGUUUAUGAUGAUCCCAUGUUUCCUCCAGUCAAAAAAAUUUUUAAAUCUAAAAUUGAUCAAAAAUGGCUGCAAAAAGAGAGGACUUCCUUUAGGUCUGUGAUAAAAUUCAACGAAAAGCUGGAACAGCUCAAAGAAAACGGAGAGUUUGAAAUACGAAUCCAAAGACUAAUUAAGUAUCUUAAUAUUGAGACAUCUCAUCGGUCAUAUCAAGGAUAUCACGUGGAAAGCACUGGAUAUGAGGAAAUCAUUCAGAGAGUAGAUUACCUCGACUGUUCGGGUCUUCAUUUCAGCACGGCUGAAAAAAAGACAAGUUUUAAACCAUUCUCCCAAUCAAGCGUUGAUGAUUUUCUAGGAUGGAUGGCAGUCUUUGAUAAAGUCUUCAGAAAGACACGAUCUCCAAAAUGUCGACUAAUUUUAUCUAUUUUAUUCUCUGCAUGUACAAAAGAAACACUUUUAAAAUUUAACCCAAGACACCUUUCAUUGAUCAUUCAUAAAUGCCUCGAUUACGCAAUUGAAAACCAAAACCACAUAUUUCUUGUAGAGCUUGUGAGAUCAUAUAUUUUUCAAUUUGAUUUUCAUUUGGAUAAACUAUUCAGAGGCAAGAAAGUAAAUUUCGUAGUUAUAGACACGUUCUUAACAGCAGCAAAGUUUAUGAUAUUAAGAGAAUGUCCAAGACUUCCACAAAAUUCAAUCAAACUAUCAUUCUGUUAUGAAUGCAGGAAGGAAAAAAGGCUUGUGAUGAUGGUGUCAUACAAAGAUAGCAUAGACAUGAAAGACGGAUUACCAAACAGUGCAAUGGGACUUAAACUCGUAUUCUAUAAUUAUACAGAACCGUCUGAGGAAGCAUCAACUGUCUUCAACUCUUUUCAGGCUUCUUGUUUAUCACAACAAAUGCCAAUUAUUGCAGAAAAAGAUGCAAGAAAACUUUUUAAGGAGCAUUCAAACCUUACUCAGAUAUCCACAUCCCCAUUUAAAUCAACAGGGUAUUCAAGAGGAAAGCACAGAGUUGUCCAAAAACAAUGUAUUAGUCUUCUAUGUUUACAUAAAGGAUAUAUUCCUUUGGGAGAAAGAGAGUUCCCAAAAGAAAUUCAUGGUUUUGAAGUAGACAUACAGGAGGGCUACUGUUCUUUGGGAAGAGGUAGAUCAGUAGACGCCGGGGGACAUAUUCGUCGUGCCAGAGGAAUGAACACGCCUGGAUGUGGAAGCAUUGGGGGUUUUGUUGAUUUGACAAAUGACCCCCAAAAUCCUAAUAGACAUACAGCUGGAUUAAUAACGUGUGCCCAUGUUGUAUUUUCAUCUGAUGAACUGAAAAUACCUAGAAAUGAAUUAAUACAUAUAUUAGAUAAAGACACUGAUUUUGAAGUAGAGGUGUUUGAUAAAAACCAACAUGAAUUUAAAGUUUGUGGUAGAAUUGUUGAUGCAUGUUUUUCAGCUUUAGUUGACGCUGCUCUGAUACAACUGGACCCAACUGUGAGCGAUUUUCAAUUUCGUGCAACAUCAGCUGAACAGCUGUUAACAGCAGGAUUUGACCCAAAUAAACCACCUGUAUUCAAUGGGAAGGCUGUGCUAGAUGAAGAUCUUCUGCAAAGCAAAAUUCCACGUAAACUUGGCAGUGUCGUAAAGUACGGAAGUACAACAGGAUUUACGAUUGGUAAUCUUUACCCCAAUGAAGUGCAUAUCAACUUUGUGAGCGAAAAUGGAGAUUUACCAGACAAAACACAAUCUGUGAUGUAUCAUCAGAUUGAAAUUCAAAGCCUUCCCCAUGGAACUUUUUUUAAACCUGGCGAUUCAGGAUCCUUUGUGUUUUGUAUCAAUCAAGACAAAACAUUGAGCUGCCUUGGGAUGGCUAUAGGUUCAACUACCAAAGGGUCGUGUCUGGUUACACCAAUGGUCAGAAUUUUACGAUCUUUUGAUUGCUGUAAAACCGAAAGUUUAAAGCCAUGUCCUUUAAAUGUUGAUAAAAACACAUCUAGAGCGUCGGAUAAUCCUUCAAAUGCUCAACAUAAUUCUAAUACAUCACAAAUUAAUUUAGAGGCAGAAAUCGGGAGUUUGAAAAAUACAGUUAAAAAUUUGAGGAGACGAGUUCAGUCAGAUAGUAGGAAUUUUAAAAGAGAAAUCGGGAAUUUGAAAACAGAAGUUGAAAUUUUGAGAAUGCAAAUUCAAUUAGAAACUAGUAGAGGGAAUCCGAACCCAAGUUAAAAGUUUAUCUGCAAGCUCAUUUGACUACUUUUUUCAAAGACUAUAUUUAUUUGUAAUGAGAUAUAAUCACUGAUCUAUUAAGCUACAUGUGUACAUGUAUUAUUAACACUUCAAAGACUUACAUAUUCAUUGUUGGUACCCGGGUUAGUUAAGGGCGCUCAUAGGAAACACGUCUUAUAAUAGUCUUAGAAAAUUGAUAAAGGGUUCGAUAUGAUUUUAAACAGCAUUAAUUUGAAUGAAUAAAGAUCCAUCUUUCUGAAUAUUUACCGGUAUGUCUCUUCUGUCUUUAGCCAAAACUACUUGACCUUGCAUCAGCUGUUUGUCACAUGACACGUUGACAAUAAGAAAAAAAGGUAUCCCACCUCUGCUAAUUUUUCGACAAAAUACGUGCUUACGAUUGGUAAAAGUCUGUCACGUGAAGCAGCAGGAGUUUAUUACUUAUAUCUAAAAAUAAAUACAAAGUCGAUACGGAGUUAUUUCUCUUUUGAAACACGUCGAAGAAUCGAUAUUUGCGUCGCCGGCGUAUCGCAGUGAUUAGAGCGUCUGCUUUAGAGACGCAAUGUAAGGCCUCUGUGGGACUUGGAGACCGGUCCUUCAGAUAAAACCGUAUAAAUCAAGGUCAUAAAGUAGGUGCUGAUACCAAAAAGAUCCCUUCCUGCUCAUUGGUCCUUAGUGCUCAGUACUGGACAAAAUUUUCAGCUCUCCACCGGCAAGUGGUGACGUCUCUAUAUGAGUUAAAAAUUUUCAAGAGAGAUGUUAAACAAUAUAAAAUCAAUCAAUCAAUCGAUGUUUGCCGAGUGUAUUCAGUUGACAAGUAAAAACUUAAUAGCGUGAAUAAGGAGAGGACGAUUUUUUUUUCUUUACUGAAAGUCUUCAACACUAUCAGUAUUCUAUUCUUUAGCACAAAAGUCAAUUCACAAAACAACAUCAGGUACAUGUAGCACAACUUGACGUCAAAUAUGAUAGGCAUGGUAUGUCUCAUGAAGCAUAUAGAGGAGAGAGAAAAAAAUACAAGCCAUAGACAAUGCAUGAAUUUUUCAUCUGUGGUUUAAAUUAUAUAUUUAGAUAGUUUUGUAGUAACGGGGUACGGAAUGAUACCUGGUCAGUAAAUUUUAUACCCGGGUGGCAACAAGUCAUCAUUCCGUACCCCGUUACUAUAAAACUAUGUACCUAAUGAUAUACGGCUACAAAGAUCGUAAAAGUUGAGGUGAGCAUCCCCUCCGUACAGGUAACACCCGCAAUGGGUUCCUUGUCAUAGUCGGGAAAUAACAUAAACUCCGUCGUCAAUUCAGUGUAUAAAUAAAGGGCUAAGAAUAAGUAAAAAAGCGUCAGUCAAAAUUUGACUCAAUGAUAAAUUGUAUUUGCUGGCAAGGUCAUUGUUUCGACCAAAAAAACUUGCGAAAUGAUGACGUUAAAUGAAACUAGAGACAUUCUUGUUUUAUCAGCUUGUUUGUUAAUAUUUUAAUUCGUCUUAGAAAUUAUUAAUGCGUAUGGCAUGUUCAUGCAUAACCAUCAUAUAUAAACCCCGUAUUCAGGUGACGAAGAUAUCCUGCUGCAUAAGUAAGG
Molecule: messenger RNA, 3837 nt
Organism: Saccostrea cuccullata (small rock oyster)
Lineage: Eukaryota; Metazoa; Mollusca; Bivalvia; Ostreida; Ostreidae
Exons: 3
Coding region: 1-2271 (756 amino acids)
Source: RefSeq, a predicted model, not a curated record